AUGGUUGUUACCACGGUACCGUAUACACCGCGUUAUAUGAUGGCUCAAACUAAGUUCGAUGCUUCAGAAUCAGUGAAGGUAGUGGUGAGAUGUAGACCACUAAACGAAAAAGAGGCUUCGGAUGGUCACAAAAAGUGUGUGUUUGUCGAUUGUUCGAAUGGGACUAUCGAAGUUCGUAAUCCAAUCGCCAAACUGAAUGAUGAUCCAAAAAGAUUCAGUUUUGACGCUGUUUACGAUGAAAGUUCGAAACAAAGAGAUUUAUACGAUGAAACUUUUCGGGACCUAAUUAACAGUGUUCUAGAUGGCUUCAACGGAACCAUAUUUGCUUACGGACAAACCGGAACGGGAAAAACCUUCACUAUUCAAGGCCUUCAGGAUGACCCGGAAUUACGAGGUGUAAUGCCAAACUCAUUCGUUCAUAUAUUUGACCAUAUAUCGAAGUCUAUGGAUGCUCAAUAUCUUGUACGAGCGAGUUACUUAGAAAUUUACAAAGAAGAGAUUCGCGAUCUGCUUCGCAGAGACCAAUCAAAGCACUUAGAAAUCAGAGAAAAACCAGACAGUGGAAUAUUUGUAAAGGACUUGUCCUCUGUUCUUACCAAAAGUAUAGAUGAAAUCCAGAAGGUUAUGAAGAUUGGAUAUCAAAAUCGUGCAGUUGGAGCCACUAAUAUGAAUGAACACAGUUCGCGAUCCCAUGCUAUUUUUAUUGUAACUGUUGAGAGUUGCAAGACUGGGGCAGAUGGAGAAAAACAUAUACGAGUUGGCAAGUUAAACCUCGUCGAUUUGGCAGGUAGUGAACGCCAGUCCAAAACACUAUCAGAGGGAGAACGCUUGAAAGAAGCCACUAAAAUCAAUUUAAGUCUUUCCACCUUGGGAAACGUGAUAUCUGCACUGGUGGAUGGCAAAAGUACACACAUACCCUAUCGGGACUCAAAACUUACUCGUUUACUCCAAGAUUCUUUGGGGGGUAAUUCAAAAACUAUCAUGAUUGCAAAUAUUGGACCGGCGACCUACAACUAUGAAGAGACCAUAAAUACACUAAGAUACGCUAACCGUGCUAAAAAUAUUAGGAACAAACCAAAAAUAAAUGAAGAUCCAAAAGAUGCCUUGCUGAGAGAAUACCAAGAAGAAAUCAAUAGGCUUAAAUCACUACUGAGGAACUGUGUCGCUGCCAUUCCAAAACAAUCUCAAAAAAAGAACGGGAAGCAGAGAUCUCAACAAAAACAUAUAUUGUCGGAUGGCUCUGAAGCUAACAGCGAUAGAGAAGAUGAUGCAACAAGCAUAGAAAACUAUAUGAAGGAACAACAAGCAAAACUAUUGGCUGAAAAGAAUGAAGUCUUAAACGACAAUUCACUUGUUGCAGAAGAAAAAUCUCGUAUGUUGAAUGACCUUAAGAUAAAAGAAAUAAAACUUCAGGAAGAACAAACAAAAACGCAACAGUUAGAGUCCAAAUUAAGAGCUAUGGAGAGUAAAUUACUUCGAGGUGAUCAAUCAAUCGUUGAACACACUCGCAUGCAAGAAGUAACUUUAGCUCAACAACGGACACAAAUGGCUGAGCAAAAGCGUCGUGAGCGUGAAAUGGUAGCUCGUAUGGAAGAAGAAGAAGGGAGUAUGGCUAAUUUACAAGAAGGUUUCACAUCAUUAAAACAAGAAGUAGAAGUAAACACUAGAAAGUUAAAAAAAUUAUUUGAAAAAUUACAAGAAAUUAAACAGAAGACAUCUGAUAUACAAGAAGAUCAUACUGUAGAACGUCAAGAACACGAAAAAAUUCAAGAUCAACUAACACGUGAAAUUAAAUUACAGUUGUUAAUUCUGGAAAACUUCAUACCAAUAGAAGAAAAAGAGAAAUUAGAAAAACGAAUUUAUUUUAAUGAAGAAACUGAAAGAUGGCAACUGAAACCACUUUUUCAGUCUAGUGAUGAUGGUACAAACCUAAAUAUUCCAUCCUGUAAACAAUCUGUUUGUCGUUAUGCACGUAUGGCUGCCAACUAUGAUCCAAACCCUAGAUUCCGAAACAAACAGAUAUUAACUUUGGAUAUGGACUUACCUGGACGUACUACAAGGGAUUAUGAACCACCACAAUUGGCUCCACAGGUGGUGGCUGCAUUGGAAGCUGCACUACAGGAUGAAGAAGAUUUAGAAUUGGAUGGAAGCCCUUCACUAUUUCAGUCUUCAUUGUCUAAAUUAAAGAAAUCAGAAAAACGAAUACAUAGUGGUGCAACACAAAAAGAUGAUACUCAAAUAUUUCCUCAAUCUAAAGGACUUGUACCUAAAUAAAACAGAGGUUGUUCAAUCAAGAUUUUGUUCAUCACACUUUUAAACUUUUGUUAACUAUUCCAUAUAUAUAUAACUGUGUAAACAAUGAUGAAUUUUUCACAAUUCAAUGGGAGUUAUUAAGCAGCGGAUGUCUAUUCAUCAGUGAGGUCAUUGUUGGGUCAUCUCAUAAAUACGUCGAUAAUCUUAGUUAGCCCACCAACAGUUAGAAAUCACCAAAACUGAACUAAUGUUAUACUGGUACUAAAACUUUUGUUUGGUUUAAAAUUUAAAACUCUAAUCUAAUCCAUAUUCAUUUAGUUCUGAUCUAAAUGAUAAACAAAAUUGAAUUAUCUACUGGAAAGCUAUCAUGGCGACACCAAUUAUUUAAUAUGUAACUACACGAAAUAAUUAUUUAUUCGGGUCAGCGUUUUUUUAGCAAGGUUGGAUAGAGAAUGCUAGUGGGCAGCCUAUACUGCUCCAUGAGGGGUAACAGGCUUAAGUAAGUAAGUACACAAAAUAAUUAAUGUCAACAAGGUAGAUAUUCAAGUCCCUCUUCGUCGUAAUACACAUUAGAUUCUUUAUCUUAAGAAAAUGGAUAGUGUGAAUCCUUGGUUGACAGAUUAACUUCUAUCUAUGUAAUGAUAGAAAAAAAAUUGAUUUAAUGAAGAGCCACUCCCAGCACAUUGGCACGUCAACAUUCCCCUAUAGAUCUGAAAUCGGUGCUCAUAUUAUAUUUUUUUCAAUAGGCUUCUUACAUCUUGAAUACUCACUGCCAAGUUUAAAUGGUUAGAAUUAUGUUUUUGAAGUUGAAUGUUGUGUAUUUUUAUGUGUUGAACAAACCAAUAUCAUCUAUCAAGCAUGCCUUAACAACAUUUCAACCAUUUCGAUAACGUAAUAAGAAGGUGGAGAUUAUCACAACUUUAAUUGGAACACAGUCUUAAAUCAGUCAUCAACAAAACGUAUUGCGCAGCAAAGGUCAUUAUGAAAAAAAGAACAAGGUUCAUGCUUCAUCCAAAACCUAAAAGACAAAAAAGGUUAUGUUACAUCCCACUGUGUUUACCAAUUUAAAUGUGUGUGUGGUCACACAUACAUAUGGAGGAGCAAUCGUGAUUAGGAUAUAUGAACAUGUACCCAAAUGUUUGCAGAAACAAAUAGAAUCAAGUGACCCGAUAAGAGUAAAGGACAAACAUCCAUCAUCCUCUAUUGCUAAACAUUUAAUCUAAACAGGCCACAGGAUUGAUCUUAACUCGGCUUUUGUGGUGUUGUAUAAAAGUGUAAAAGAGCGUGUACCAAGGUUUAUGGAAGCCUUAGCCAUACGAAAAUUCAAACCCCGUUUGUGUAUUCAAAAACAGUUUGUUCACACCCAAAACUUAACCUGGUAAUAUUUGGCUUAUUAUCCAGAGUAAUGAGGUUCCAAAUUGUGUUCACAUUACUAUUAUUACUCUUAUUAUUAUCCUUGUCUCCUCUUAAUCCAUUUCCAGUCUAGUUGACCUUUUAUUUUUAUAUGUAAAUGUUUUUCCAACAUGAGAAGGGGUUUUGUGGUGAUCGCAGUAAUUUCAGUAGUUGAGAUCAUGAGUUAAUUGGAGCCAGAUCACCAUAGGAAACCUGCAAGUCCUGGACGGCCGUUUCGUCCUGUUAGACAUUAACACUGUUGGCUGCCGGCUCAGUGGUCUAGUGGUUAAACUCUCACUCGACAGACCGGCAGGUCCUGGGUUCGAAUCCGCGAGGCGGGGUCGUGGAUGCGCACUACCUAGGAGUCCUGCAACAGGACGUAACGGCCAUCCAGUGCUUCCAGGUGUUCUAUGGUAGUCUGACUUCAAUUAAAUCAUGAUUUCAACUAUUGAAAUUACUAAAAUCUCAAAAACUCCCCUUCUUAUAUACUUAUUCUUAACAAG
Messenger RNA from Schistosoma haematobium, 4148 nucleotides. RefSeq names its product Kinesin-like protein kif3b, variant 2. Gene Ontology annotation, molecular function: microtubule motor activity; microtubule binding; ATP binding. The record is from RefSeq and is a predicted model, not a curated record. Gene Ontology annotation, biological process: microtubule-based movement; mitotic spindle organization. The transcript has 16 exons. NCBI's taxonomy places the organism in Eukaryota, Metazoa, Platyhelminthes, Trematoda, Strigeidida, Schistosomatidae. The coding region runs from base 1 to 2274 and encodes 757 amino acids.